CUCUUCCACUCCACAGCAUGUAAACCACAGACGUGUAGUUUUGUGGACUUGGUCAGGUUACUGCACAUGAACCGCUUUCGGCCCCGGCCGUUCCUUCCGCGUGGGGAUGACGCCAUUGCCAUCGAGUCCACUUUAGUAAUCCGAGUCGCCAUAGAGAGUCUACCAAGAGCGUUUGACGCGCUCCGCAACUCAAUUGACCCAUCCCAGCCCGCACAAUGUCGGCUUUCAUCCCCCGUGCAGCUUCUCGAGCGCUCCGCUCCGCCGCCCGCCCAGCGCUGGGCGCCCAGCGCCCCGCUGCUACCCCGUUUCGCCGCGGUCUUGCGAUUCCCGCUGAGCAGCCCCGCUUGAGGAUUGGAUCGGUCGCACCUGACUUCGAGGCGCAAACAACACACGGACAGAUCAAGUUCCACGAGUUCCUCGAUGGCAAGUGGACAAUUCUGUUCUCUCACCCUGCCGACUUCACGCCCGUCUGCACGACUGAGCUCGGUGCUUUCGCGAAGUUGAAGGAUGAGUUCGAUGCGCGUGGCGUGCAGAUGCUGGGUCUCAGCGCCAACGACCUCAGCUCGCACGACCAAUGGGUCUCCGACAUCAACGAAACCCAAAACACCACCGUCCAGUUCCCCAUCAUCGCCGACGCCGACCGCAAAGUCGCCUUCCUGUACGACAUGAUCGCGCAAGACGACCUCGACAACAUCAAAGAAAAGGGCAUCGCCUUCACCAUCCGCUCCGUCUUCAUCAUCGACCCCGCCAAGAAGAUCAGGCUCAAGAUGGACUACCCAGCCAGCACAGGCCGCAACACAACGGAGGUGUUGAGGGUUAUCGAUAGCUUGCAGACGGGCGAUAAGAAGGGUGUUGUCACGCCGAUUAAUUGGACGGUUGGCGAUGAUGUUAUUGUGCCGCCGAGCGUGAGUACGGAGGAUGCGAGGAAGAAGUUUGGGGACGUUAAGGAGGUCAAGCCUUACUUAAGAUUUACCAACGUCGGCAAAUAGAUGGAAGACCUGUAAGGCCAUACGGGCAUGUACGAUGCAGUAGAGGUGUGCCAAAUCUUUGUAUAGAUAAUAAACAAGGGUAUCAAAUCUAC
This is a messenger RNA of Macroventuria anomochaeta, 1081 nucleotides long. Its product is annotated as thioredoxin-like protein. The transcript has 2 exons. Bases 216 to 989 code for a protein of 257 amino acids. Lineage: Eukaryota; Fungi; Ascomycota; Dothideomycetes; Pleosporales; Didymellaceae. Gene Ontology annotation, molecular function: thioredoxin peroxidase activity. The record is from RefSeq and is a predicted model, not a curated record. Gene Ontology annotation, biological process: cellular oxidant detoxification; cell redox homeostasis; cellular response to oxidative stress. Gene Ontology annotation, cellular component: cytosol; mitochondrion.